Closterium sp. Yama58-4 is the source of this 2007-nucleotide messenger RNA. NCBI's taxonomy places the organism in Eukaryota, Viridiplantae, Streptophyta, Zygnematophyceae, Desmidiales, Closteriaceae. The record is from the annotation of a GenBank genome assembly.
AUGAAUCAAAGCGCCGCCAGCCGCGGCGACAGCUCAACCAGGGCGCCGAGCCAUCGUCGCACCAGUUCUGACUACGCGACAGGCCACGGUUUCGACACAGCGGGCCAGUCCGCGCCGCGCCGCGCGCUGACUCGGUCCGCGUCGUUUCAGCCGAUCGACGGAUCCGACGCGGAUUCGCUCUCCAGCGGCUCGCCCGACGCGGAGGACUCGUUCGCUUUCCACGUCAGCGUCCCCGGGAUCCGCGCCGCCGCCGCCUCCGUCGCUUCUGCCGCGCCUGCCGGUGCGGCGCUACCAUCGCGGAUUUUCUCGACCGCAGAAACCGACGGCGCGGAUGCGCGCCAGCUCAGCUCUACGGGAGCGCCACGAUCUCCCUCCCGAUCAGCGGCUGCGGCGGCAGCUGCGGCGAUUGCCCCCGCGCAAACUGGCGCCUCACGCCGCAGUGGUCCUCAGUCCCCAACCCCGCCCACCUCCCAGGGCUUUCCGCGGACUCCCAGUCUCCGCCUUCCGCCUUCCCCCGCGUCCUCCCGCCGCGGCAUCAUCUCUCCCUCUAGCUUUCACGCGUCCGCCUGCCCGCUUCCACCGCCUUCGCCUUCCGCCUCUCCCGUUUCUUCCCCCUGCCUAUCCCCGUCCUCGUUCGCAUUCGCCGUCCCUCGUGCGAAUUCUCGCGAAAAUCGAGCAUCGUCGGCGGCGAGUAGUAGCAUAUCACGUGGCGGCGACGGCGGGAGCGGAUUCGGGCAGCGCGGAAAUCUUCCGCGCAGCAUGAGCAGCCAAUGGGAGAGCUCAUCGCGCAGCCUGCGGGCAGGGCGAAAUCUUUCUGUGAGCAGCCCGAACCGGAUGCUGUCGACAAAUCUGAACCUGAAAGCAGCAAUGGCGUGUGUUGCGGCUGACUCAGCAGCAGGCGCGGCUGACUCACCAACAGGCUCGGCUGACUCACCACGCGCUGGCGCUGCUGUCUCUGCAGCAAUGCCUUCGCCCACUCGGAGUGCGACAGCUGGCGGCAUCCUCCGACGUGGCGGGCUGAAAAGAAUGCCGUCGUUUGACAGCAUGUCGCGUUCGUAUGCCACGUCAUCAUCCCCUUCCAGUUCACCUCUCUCAAUCCACACCGCCGCCAACCCACCUGCCACAGCCAUCCCUACCAAGCCUCUGCCCAAACCUGCUACCGCUGGUCCUGCCGAAGCUGCUGCCGAAGCCACAGGCUCCGGCGCUGCUGCAGCUGCUGCUCCCUCCCCAAGCCUCUCCCCCAAGGGUUCCCCCCCCACUCCGCAGUUGUCCCCAGGUCGUUCACCCAAGGGCAAACAUGUUCGGCGCGUUUCUUUCUGCAGUAUGCGGGGCAGCCAGAGUUUUACCGAGCGGCCGCACCACCACUCUUUUGAGGCGCCUCAGAAUGUUCCCCCUGCUGCCCCGCAUCCCAUGCAGCGGGGCAGCCAGAGUUUUACCGAGCGGCCGCACCACCACUCUUUUGAGGCGCCUCAGAAUGUCCCCCCUGCUGCCCCGCAUCCCAUGCAGCGGGGCAGCCAGAGUUUUACCGAGCGCCCGCGUCGCCACUCCCGCUCCCCGUCCUACUCCGGAUCUCUCCUACUGGUUCCCGAGCCUGCAGCCCAGCCUCAGGGCAUUCGCCGAAGCUCCUCGUUUCAGAGUCUAGGCUCGGGUGCGUCAGCAGGCCAGCACAGCAGCUAUGGUCGGCCAAGGCACCAACUAGCUUACCACCCAUCACACUACCCGUCGAACCACACAGCACACCUCCCAUCCAACCUCUCACCCAAAUACCACAGCAGCCAGAGCUACUCAGCGGCAGGACAAAGCUUCAGCAGGGAAGGGAAGAAAGAGGGGAGACAAUCUCCAGAGUUGGGAGAUGUGGGGGUGGGGAGCGGUUCUGGGGAGUUAGAACUGCAGCUUAAGAUUCCUGUGCCGCCCAAAAUGCCUUCCCCUAGGCUGUCCCCCUCACCACGGGUGCAGAAGCUGCUGCAGCACAUGUGGGGUGACCUGGAUGAUGGUGAUUCUGCAUAG